AGUAGCGAGGAUCCCUCGGCCCCAGAGCUCCCCUCCUUGUCCUCUGCACCCGCCGGCCGGCGGUGCCACUCCCGCUGACCCGGGAAGGGACCCAGGCGUCCGGAUCCCUCCCUGCCAGGCUUCCACGUCGCCGACUCGCAAUGGCCAAGCGCAGCUCGCUGUCUAUUCGAAUCGUCGAAGGGAAAAAUCUACCCGCCAAGGACAUCACGGGCAGCAGCGACCCCUACUGCAUCGUGAAAGUGGACAAUGAAUCCAUCAUCAGGACAGCUACUGUGUGGAAGACCCUGUGCCCCUUCUGGGGUGAGGAGUAUCAAGUGCAUUUACCCCCAACAUUCCACACGGUGGCCUUCUACGUCAUGGAUGAGGAUGCCCUCAGCCGGGACGAUGUUAUUGGAAAGGUCUGCCUCACGAGGGAUAUGCUAGCCUCUCACCCAAAGGGGUUCAGUGGAUGGACACACCUGAUGGAGGUGGACCCCAAUGAGGAGGUGCAGGGAGAGAUCCACCUGCGCCUGGAGGUGGUGCCAGGAACCCAUGCCAGCCGGCUGCGUUGCUCAGUGCUUGAGGCCAGGGACCUGGCCCCAAAAGACCGGAAUGGAGCAUCUGACCCUUUCGUCCGAGUGUACUACAAUGGCCAGACCCAGGAGACCUCGGUGGUGAAGAAAUCCUGCUACCCACGCUGGAACGAGACAUUUGAAUUUGAGCUGGAGGAGGGAGCCAUAGGAGCGCUGUUGGUGGAGGCCUGGGACUGGGAUCUUGUCAGCCGGAAUGACUUUCUAGGCAAAGUGGUGGUCAACGUCCAGAGACUGUGUUCAGCCCAGCAGGAAGAAGGCUGGUUCCAGCUGCAGCCUGACCAGUCCAAAAGCCAAAGAGGCCAGGGCAACCUGGGCUCCUUGCAGUUGGAGGUGCGGCUGUGGGAUGAGACAGUGUUGCCAUCCAUCUUCUACCAGCCUCUCAUACAACUGCUGUGCCAGGAGGUGAAGCUGGGCACCCAGGGCCCAGGACAGCUGAUUUCUAUCAUCGAGGAGACAGCUAGUGCUGAGUGUCGCCAGGAAGUGGCCACUACCCUGCUCAAGCUCUUCCUGGGGCAGGGGCUGGCCAAGGAUUUUCUGGACCUGCUCUUUCAGCUGGAGCUGAGCCGUACCAGUGAGGCCAACACCAUCUUCCGGAGCAAUUCUCUGGCCUCAAAAUCCAUGGAGUCCUUUCUGAAGGUGGCAGGGAUGCGAUACUUGCAUGGCAUCCUGGGUCCCAUCAUUGACAGAGUGUUCCAGGAGAAGAAGUACGUGGAGCUGGACCCCAGCAAAGUGGAAGUUAAGGAUGUAGGGUGCUCUGGACUGCAUCGCCCACAGACGGAAGAUGAGGUGUUGGAGCAGAGCGCACACACCCUGCGUACUCACUUGAUGGCGCUGCUGAGCGCAAUAUGCCGCUCGGUUCGCGCGUGCCCAGCUGUGGUCCGCGCCACUUUCCGGCAGCUGUUCCAGCGCGUGCGGGAGCGCUUCCCGACCGCCCAGCACCAGAACGUACCGUUCAUUGCUGUCACCAGCUUCCUGUGCCUUCGCUUCUUCUCUCCCGCUAUCCUGUCGCCCAAGCUUUUCCACCUGCGAGAGCGACACGCAGAUGCCCGUACCAGCCGCACGCUACUUCUGCUGGCCAAGGCGGUCCAGAUUGUAGGCAAUAUGGACACGGCGGUCUCCAGGGCCAAAGAGGCAUGGAUGGAACCACUACAGCCCACUGUGCGCCAGGGCGUGGUGCAGAUGAAGGACUUCAUCACCAAGCUCAUAGACAUAGAAGAAAAGGAAGAGCUGGACCUACAGCGGGCACUAAACUCCCAGGCACCGCCUGUCAAGGAGGGACCGCUGUUUAUCCACAGGACCAAAGGCAAAGGCCCUCUUGCGUCCUCCUUCAAGAAACUGUACUUCUCCCUUACCACUGAAGCCCUCAGCUUCUCAAAGACAGCCAGCUCCAAGAAAAGUGUCUUCAUCAAGCUCGCCAGCAUCCGGGCUGUGGAGAAGGUAGAAGAGAAGAGCUUUGGCAGCUCCCACGUCAUGCAGGUCAUCUAUGCAGAUGAUGUUGGCCGGGCCCAGACUGUCUACCUGCAGUGCAAGUGUGUGAACGAGCUGAACCAGUGGCUGUCUGCACUGCGCAAAGUGAGCAUCGACAACAGAAGCCUCCUGGCGUCCUACCACCCUGGCAUCUUCCGUGGGGACAAGUGGAGCUGCUGUCACCAGAAAAACAAGACAGAUCUGGGAUGUGACAAGACCCACUCUCGGGUGACCUUGCAGGAGUGGAGUGAUCCACUGGACCAUGACCUUGAGGCUCAGCUCAUCUUCAGGCACCUGCUGGGUGUGGAGGCUGCUCUUCGGGAGAAGUACCGGAUACUGAGUGGGGAAACAGAAACAGGCAUCUCACCUACAGGACGUGGUGGAGCUCCCGAGGACCCACUGGCCCAGCUGUUUCAUGUGCUACAAGACCUUCAAGAUGCCCACAGCUCCAGCCUGGCUGGCCCACCACCCAGAGAGCCCCAUCGACUUCUAGAGCUACAGACGUGAGGUGUCCAUGAAGCCCCUGUCAGGUGUUUGGAGAUCCCUGACCUGCUCAGGAUCCUUGUCCCAGUCAUCCUGGUGAGGGCUGUGGCCCAACAUGGCCUUGUCCAUAACUAUUGGGGGAUAACAGUGGCACUUGCUUCAUUGGGAGAUCUACUGCUUUUGUAAUCCCCAUGACCCAGAGUCUUCACCAAGGACAGACCCAACCCCAGGAGGCCAGGUUGUCCACCUUGCAUUGCCUCACUCUCAGCCAUCACCACUGUCUGACCUCCUAGGUUGGGUGUCACAGUACUCUGCUGCCACUAAUAAAUGUGCCCUGACUGCCAAGGUGCUGACGUGUUGCAGUGGGGUCCAAGGAAGCAUGAAUUCAGGGGACCCUAUAUGGGGAUGGGGGUUUGACCAAGGACUGGGGUCACCAGCAUGGCCUUUCUGCAGGUCAUUUUUUUAUUCCUGGGGCCAGGCCUGUUUAGAUUCCCAACUGCUAUCCCAUGAUCCUCUCCACACCCCUCCAUUUUGUAAACUGUGGAGCACGAUGGGUCUUCCCAGCCAGAAGCUGGGACACCACAGCAAGCCCCUUUGUUCAGAGCAUCCCUACAGACUGCACAGGGUCACGGGGCCCCCUUUCAUCUUCUAUGGGUUACCAAGCCAAGUUUCCAGUCACUCUGCUAAGGUUAGAGAAGGAUGCAGAGCUGCAAUUGAUGGGCAGCUAGAUUGGGGAUGGGGUCACUGGGGUGGGAGUGGGUAGAGCCCCUGUCAUUUCCUUGUCUUUCCCCAUGAUACCCAGGCCAUGUGCUGUGCUGCUUUUGUGGAUGAUGGACUAGUGCUCUCAAGUGUGGGUGGGCAGGGCCUUCAUUCAUGCCUUAGAAGAAAAAGAAUCCCAGGAAGUGUCCAUCUAGAGCAGUGCUUCUCAACCUUCCCAAUGCUGUCACCUUCUAAUAUAGUUCCUCAUGUUGUGGUGACCCCAACCAUAACAUUAUUUUCAUUUCUACUUUAUAAAUUGUGCUACUGUUAGCUGGACAUGGUGGUGCACACCUUUAAUCCCAACACUUGGGAGGCAAAGACAAGUGGAUCUCUGUAGUUCAAGGCCAGCCUGGUCUACAGAGCAAGUCCAGGACAGCCAAGGCUCUUAACAAGUUUCUCUUAACAGAGAAACCCUGUCUAGAAAAAAAUUGUUUGCUACUGUUGAAACUCAUAAAUAUCUAGGUUUUCCGAUGGUCUUAAGUGAAAGGGUCAUUUGACCUCUAAAAGGGUGAAGAUCUACCAGUUGAAAACAGCUGAUCUAGACAGACUCAGCCAACAUCUUCCUUCUAUGUUGUCCCUAAAUGGGAAGCCUUGCCACAGAAGUGGCCCCUGGCUGCAGUUCUGCUCCUGCCAGAGGAAGGAGUAAGGGGUGUAAUGCCAGGUUCACGGAACCCUCGGAGACCACCAGGAGACGACUUGAUGGAAUAGCAAGAGAGCUUUAUUAUGAGAGCAAUCAAACUCAGGACCCAAGUCUCACUGACACAGCAGUAGAAAAGUGGGACCCCUAGCCCUGAGUGAGCAGGGUUCUUAAAGGGAAAGUCUGUGAG
Molecule: messenger RNA, 4108 nt
Organism: Psammomys obesus (fat sand rat)
Lineage: Eukaryota; Metazoa; Chordata; Mammalia; Rodentia; Muridae
Product: ras GTPase-activating protein 4
Exons: 21
Coding region: 141-2546 (801 amino acids)
Biological process (GO): regulation of GTPase activity; intracellular signal transduction
Source: RefSeq, a predicted model, not a curated record